Molecule: messenger RNA, 1542 nt
Organism: Malaya genurostris
Lineage: Eukaryota; Metazoa; Arthropoda; Insecta; Diptera; Culicidae
Product: actin-1
Exons: 1
Coding region: 106-1236 (376 amino acids)
Biological process (GO): mitotic cytokinesis
Source: RefSeq, a predicted model, not a curated record
AAUGAUCAACGCAUAGCACAAUUUGAUUAGUUUGACGGGAGUGUAGAAAAGAGCAUUGUUUUAAUCAACAGAUUUGUGGUGUGAAGAAAGUUCCAAUCUACUAAAAUGUGUGACGAAGACGCAUCUGCUCUUGUCGUUGACAACGGAUCGGGCAUGUGCAAGGCUGGAUUCGCUGGUGAUGAUGCCCCACGCGCCGUAUUUCCAUCGAUCGUUGGUCGUCCGAGACAUCAAGGUGUGAUGGUCGGAAUGGGUAACAAGGAUUCCUAUGUCGGUGAUGAGGCCCAGUCCAAACGUGGUAUUCUUACACUGAAGUACCCCAUCGAGCAUGGAAUCAUUACCAAUUGGGACGACAUGGAAAAGAUCUGGCAUCAUACAUUCUACAACGAGCUGCGCGUUGCCCCAGAGGAGCAUCCAGUUCUGUUGACUGAAGCUCCAUUGAAUCCGAAAGCCAACCGUGAGAAGAUGACUCAGAUCAUGUUUGAAACCUUUAAUUUGCCAGCCAUGUAUGUGGCCAUCCAAGCUGUCCUGUCUCUGUAUGCUUCCGGUCGAACAACCGGUAUCGUCCUGGAUUCCGGGGAUGGCGUGUCGCACACUGUACCAAUUUAUGAAGGUUAUGCUCUGCCACAUGCCAUUCUCCGUUUGGACUUGGCGGGCCGUGAUCUAACUGAUUACCUAAUGAAGAUCUUGACUGAACGGGGCUACUCAUUUACCACCACCGCCGAACGUGAAAUUGUUCGUGACAUCAAGGAAAAGCUUUGCUACGUCGCUUUGGAUUUCGAGCAGGAAAUGGCGACGGCUGCCGCUUCUACUUCGCUGGAAAAAUCCUAUGAACUUCCUGACGGUCAGGUCAUCACCAUUGGUAACGAACGCUUCCGAUGCCCUGAGGCCCUGUUUCAGCCAUCUUUUCUGGGAAUGGAGUCGUGCGGAAUACACGAGACCGUAUACAACUCGAUCAUGAAAUGCGAUGUCGACAUUCGCAAGGAUCUUUAUGCCAACACGGUUCUGUCUGGUGGUUCCACGAUGUAUCCCGGUAUCGCCGAUCGUAUGCAGAAGGAAAUCACGGCACUGGCUCCGUCAUCCAUCAAAAUUAAGAUAAUCGCUCCUCCUGAGCGUAAAUAUUCCGUCUGGAUCGGUGGAUCGAUCCUGGCAUCGCUCUCGACUUUCCAGGCUAUGUGGAUCUCGAAGCAAGAAUAUGAUGAAUCUGGUCCUGGCAUUGUACAUCGCAAAUGCUUCUAAUCUGAUCAUACUCAGAUGUGUAGCUUAUAGUUCCUUAGUAUUAUUAUUUUAGCGUUAGCUUCGUCGAAAAACUUUUGUUUUCGAUCACUGCUGGAAAGAUUCCCAUGUGAUAUUUGAUAAAACUAACGUGUCCCAGGAUAUGCCGUGCCAAAGUGUGUGUGUGUGUGUGUUUUUUUUUGUCUCAUUUUAUGUAUCUUAUUUACGUCAAACUUUCAUGCCAUUGAAAAUUGAUUGUAUUAAUCACUGUUGAAUAGAUUUAGAAGUAUCUUACGCAAAUAAAAUGGUGUAAUUUUGAAUUACAACUAA